This is a messenger RNA of Cherax quadricarinatus, 705 nucleotides long. RefSeq names its product pro-resilin-like. Gene Ontology annotation, cellular component: extracellular matrix. The record is from RefSeq and is a predicted model, not a curated record. Lineage: Eukaryota; Metazoa; Arthropoda; Malacostraca; Decapoda; Parastacidae.
CUACCAUCAUGAACACUAAGAUUGUGCUUUUGUUGGCGUUUGUGGUCCUGGCUGUUGCUGACAAGAGACCAUCCUUCUCCUAUGGACCACCCCAGGAGUCCAGUGACUCUGAGGAAUUCUCAGCAGAGUCCAGCGAGGCCAAGUACGACUUCAACUGGUCCGUGAAGGACGAUGACUCUGACAACGACUUCGGUCACCAGGAGUCUCGCGAUGGUGACAACACUAAGGGGUCGUACUACGUACAGCUUCCCGAUGGUCGUCUGCAGAAGGUGACUUACUACGUGGACGGUGACUCAGGCUACGUGGCUGAGGUGACCUACGAGGGAGAGGCUCAGUACCCCGAGUCUGAAGAGUCCAGGGAGUACAGCCCACCAAGACCCCGCUACUCAGCUCCGGACUCCGAUGAGUCUAAUGAAUCAAAAUAAACGACUCACAUUUCCAAAUUACCGUGAGAGAUGAGUCUGAGUUCUUCACAGAGCUGAGAAUGUCAUCUCCAGCGAUCAAGACUUGACCAAGUGUAAAUAAUUGACUCCAUUAUCUUCAGCAUUCCUUCACUCAAGUCCGUAUCAACUGUCUUGUAUCAACAAGCAAACUUUUCCUUCCUCCGAUGAUAAUUACCUCCCAUUCUCCAGGCACUAUGUGUGCCCUACGGGUUUUAAACUACUCUUUAUUAUCAUAAUAAUCUCACCUCAACAUGUUUACCAC